CGCUGGCACUGUGGGGAAAUCAUGGCUACUACGGUUCCCGUGCUGCUCGCCAGGGACCAGGUGCAUCGGCUCCUGCGGCACGGAGACCUGGUUUCCCGCCUGGAAGCGGCCCUGGGCAAGUUCUCGCGCCGCGGCUCCGAGGAGGAGCGUGAGGAGGUGGUGCAGCCGCUGCGCACCACGGUCCCGCUGCGGAAAUACCGCGGGUACCUCGGCCUGAUGCCUGCCUACAUGGUGGAGGAGGAUAUCUUGUGCGCUAAGAUGGUGUCGUUCUACGAGCGCGAGGAGGGCUGCGAUCUGCCGGCUCACGAGGCCACCGUGCUGCUGCUCGACCCCCAGCGCGGGAACGUCACCGCAGUUAUGGACGGGACAGCCAUCACCGAGAAAAGGACGGCAGUGGUUUCUGCUAUUUCCGCCAAGCUGCUGAUGCCAGCCCGUGCCGAGGUGCUGUGUAUCCUGGGUUCAGGAUCCCAGGCUGCCAGCCACUAUGAGACCUUCACGGAGAUGUUCUCCUUCAAAGAGAUACGUGUGUGGAGCAGGAGGAGGGAGAGGGCAGAGCAGUUUGCCAGAUCUGUCCAGGGUCCUGUCGCUGUGUGUUCCUCUGCAAAGGACGCAGCGCAAGGGGCUGAUGUCAUCGUCACCGUCACCAUGGCCACAGAGCCCGUGUUGCUGGGGGAGUGGGUGAAGCCAGGGGCCCAUGUAGUUGCCGUAGGAGCCUGCAGGCCAAAUUGGAGAGAGCUGGAUGAUGACCUCAUGAGGGAGGCGACGGUCUAUGUGGACAGCAGAGAAGGGGCUUACAAAGAGUCGGGGGAUGUCAUUCUGUCUGGGGCUGCUGUAUUUGCUGAACUUGGUGAAGUUAUAAAUGGAACUAAAGCAGCUCAGUCCGAGAAAACCACUGUUUUUAAAUCCCUAGGAAUGGGUAUUCAGGACGCGGUGUGUGCCAAGCUUGUGUUCGACCAGUGGAAGAGGCAGCAAUGAAUUCAGUGUCUGUGGUAGAGUUGAAAUAGUUGAGUCACUGACAGGACAAUGUAAUUCAUACUCAAAGGGUCACUUGGACUCAAGCUAGUACAUCCUAGUAAAACAGGCAAAAUUUCAACUUAAAAAAAAUAGCUCUGACCAUUUCACCUUUUCAUACCAUCUAGAUGGAUUUUUAGUAUAUUUUCCACCAACUACCGAUAAAUGCUAUCCAAAACAAAUUUUACACGUAUUAAUUAAUCAGUAUCUUCACUUUAGCCUGCCAAUAAGAUGUCAGUAUGAGUUGUCUGUUUUAGGGACAUUUUGACAAUGUUUAAAUUAUAAACAGCCUUUUUAAAAUGUUAUGAGUCAGAUUUGAACUUGGUGCACAGUGAUUUGGACCCCGACUCAGAAAUUAAGGACUAAUUAAUAUAACACUGCUGUGUGGAAACUGUGGCGGCAGUUUGGAUCUAUGGGAAAGAUUCCACAGUGGACUUUCUAGUGGGCUUCAGCCUUCAGCCCAGUAAUACAUUACCUAGAUGUGCACAGGUAAGCAUUUUUUAUUACCUUCUGUAAUGCUAUAUUCGUAAGCAUUUGAAAGAAGUUUUGCAGUCAGAUGUUUCUGAAAACGUACGUUAAUAUUUUACUUGACUGUAAACCAGUGGCAUUUAUUAUUGCAUAGUGGCUUUUACAAUAUGCACAGUUACCCCGGAGCACUUAAUACACUGUAUAAGGCAAUAUGAUUGACUG
This is a messenger RNA of Scleropages formosus (Asian bonytongue), 1701 nucleotides long. It is a transcript of the gene crym, whose product is annotated as crystallin, mu. Gene Ontology annotation, molecular function: thyroid hormone binding. The record is from RefSeq and is a predicted model, not a curated record. Bases 22 to 975 code for a protein of 317 amino acids. The transcript has 8 exons. Gene Ontology annotation, biological process: thyroid hormone metabolic process. NCBI's taxonomy places the organism in Eukaryota, Metazoa, Chordata, Actinopteri, Osteoglossiformes, Osteoglossidae. Gene Ontology annotation, cellular component: cytoplasm.